GAUCCAUCUUGUGAAUAGACGAUCUUCGUGUGCCUGGCUGUUAAGCGCUCAUGCCUGCUGUGGAGUCUGACUCCGUGAGGAUGGACGGUGUGUCGUUGGGGUGAGUUGGCUCAGCAGUGGUGGGGGAUUACUCUGUAAAGCUGUGAUUCACGCUGCUUCUACAUCUGUUGGGUAACAUUUGACCACACAUGAUCCACCAGUUGUAAACCCAACACAGAUAGCCGAACAGCUCUCUGUUAGCAUCAUAGGCUAGCCCUCUUGACUAGUUAGCUUUGGUGAGUUAAGCUAGCAUCUGUGGCUGAACAGCUGAGGCAGUUAAACAAACUCCAAGUCAUCAAGAGUUGAUAUUUAGGGGUUUUCAUCAAGGUGCAGCUAACAAAUAGUCUACUGAGGACAGACUGGACUUCAAAAUGACACACUUGUAUUUGGACAACGAUUAACGGCUGUCAGGUCAAAAGCUCUGAGUAGCUGUGAAGUGGAAUGAUUAGCGAUGCUAAGAGCUAGCCAACCUGCCGUGAAACAAACUCAAAAACACAAACUAGAGUUGGAACCUUAUUGACAUUUCUCUAGACAGAAGAGAAGUUUUCUGUAAAUGUUACUGGCUGUGUGUUAACAAGAUUUUUUUUUCACAUUUUCUAUUGAAUUACCAUCAGUGCCUUGAUAGUGAUGCAUCCUGAUAGGGGAGAGUGGGGUAAGAUGAGACAUUUUUAAUAUUUCAGAUCACUACAUCAAGACAACUAUAGUUUUGUCUCUAACUAGUGUAUCUGUAUGUAUUUCAAGAUGUUGUGCAUCCCCGUAAACCAACAGAAUGAGUGUAAACAUAACUGUCUUAAUGAUAUAGCAUGCCAAAAAAGUGGUCUCCUAUGGUCAACUUACCCCGUGUAAGUGGUAAGUUGACCAUAGAAGCAGGGUAAGUUGAGCCGUAUCCCCCCCCCCCCCCACACACACACACUCCACCCCAGCCCUCCCUCACCUUCUCUCUCCCAAAAUAACAGUCACUUCUCCACAUUCAUGUGUAUUUUUAUCUAUGAUACGCUAUUCAACUGGUACAAUAAUUCUUUUCUUAUUAUUGCAUAUAACUGCUAAAAAGCUGUUUUGUAAAAAUCCAUUUUAACAUGAGAAUGCCUUUAAGUGAUUCAGAACAUUCACAGCUGCAUUUGUGAAAAGAAAAAGUAAAACAUUUCAACAAUCUGAACUGAAACUCUGAUCCUCUCAUCAGACUCCUUUACGUUCUCACUUGAGCCACUGGCUUAGAAUCAGAAUCGCCUUUAUUGUCAUUGUACACAGUACAACGAAAUUUGAGCGCCGCUCCCUUUGGUACAAAACAAUAGUAUUUAAAUUAAAAAAAAUCAAAAUAAAAGCCACUAAAAGCACAAAGAUAAGACAAGUAAAAGGCAGUAGAUAAACAGGACUGAUCUGAAAACCCGAUAAUUACACAGUGAAGCCCAGUUUUAUUGCACUGAUAAAAGAUUCAUUUAUUGCACUGUGAUCAAUAUGAUACAAUAAUAACUUAAACAACUUACCCCUGGCCCAAAGGCUCAACUUACCCCAGAACUACUAUUAUGACUUUAUUAGUCCUGUAAGCUAAAAUGGUGGACGUUUUUGUUAGGUUUUUGACCUCAUGUUGUAGCUCAUAGCUACCACAAUUGAUGUAUAAAACAAAUUUAAAAUGAUCUUUUUUGGUCUGAACACAAUUCUAAUAAAACUUAUGACAGACUGAAAUCACUUUCAAGAAUGAAAAAUGUUUUUUUGGAAAUAAAUGUCUAACCCAGACCUGGGCAUAUUACAGCCUGAGGGCCACAUCCGGCCCCUUGGAUGUCCCUGCCCGGCCCGCUGUGAGGUCCGUCAAUCAAAUCGUCAACAUGCUAUACAAGUGUGUUGCUUUUAUUUUGAAAACCUGACUGUUGUUUAUUUCCAUUUGGACGCACGUGCGUACAUCCUAGAUCUGCAAAAUAUUCGUAGACACCUUAGAGUUGCCAAGUCUGCUUAUGAUAAAAGACUUUAAGCUUGUUUCUCUCAGAAGUCACUCGUAAAACUCGUGAGUCACGGGUGCGCUUUUUGGGGCUUGUUUUUACUAGAAGUUGCUUAUUUGGGUUUGCUCAUGUCUGAACAGACAGUUUUAAUUCUUUAGCUGUCAUUUCAUCAGAGUGUGUGGCUGUACAUCUGAAAAGCAGAGUGAGAGAUCUGGGUUUUCAGAUUUGCUAUUUAGCAGAAGAAUUGCAAUUUUUAGUGACUUCCAACACGACAAGGAUGUUGGUGGCAAUUGACAGGACUCACAGCGUUCUGGAGAAACAGCUUUAGUACCUUUUCUGCUUCAAAUUUUCCUAGGGAGUGAUAUAUUCAACCAUGAAAUCACAGCAUAUUGAGUUAUUUUUGCAAAACCACAAUCAGAAAAUUGAAGAGAUAUCGUAGUAUUGGGUCAAAAAAAGGCAGCAACUCAUUGAUCUAGAGCAAAAUGUUAAAUUUAAAAAAAGCAUAUCAAAAUUUGAAUUUGGCCUUAAUGUGACGGUAAAUCUGCUUUGCACAUCUACCAGUGUUUUCAUGCGCUGAUGUCACUGACUACAGAGUCCUACCUUCCCGGCGGGCUCAAGCUCACUGACCGCUCGUGGUAUGUCUGUGUCUGACACCAAAAACAGCCUGAGAACUUUGUGUCUCUGUGCCCCUAAACUGUGAAAGUGACCGUCUGUGCUGUGGAAGCUCAGCGGGUGAUCUGAAUCUGGUUUGAAUUCCACAAUUUUUGUCAAUGUUUUGGUCAGUUCAUGUAGAACCAUUUUACUUUUAUUUAGCUUUAUAUAAUUGUUACUAAAUCUGACCUAUUUUACUGAGUUUAGAUACUAUAUUACUGUUAUUUUCAUGGGGAUUUCUUGGGGAUUUCUUGGGGGGAGGGGGUUGUCUUGCUUUAGAUAGGACUGCUGAUGGGGGACAGGAAACGUGGUGAUGUGAGGAGUAGAGAGCGGGGGAUGACACAGCAAAGGGUCAAGGCUGGGAGUUAAACCAGUGACCCCUGUGACUCAGACUAUAUCCUCUGUGGGGCUGUGAGACAUUAGACAAUGCAACAGACCCCUGUUGUUGUCCUUUGUAUUUAUCAGAUAACAUUUUGUAAUGCUGCUCUGUCGUGUUUCAGUGUUGAUAUCUGAUCUUUUCUCUCAUCUGUCUGCUCCUCUUGUAAAGCCCUUUGAAACGCACACAUAAGUAUAAAAGGUGGAAAAUAAACAGAGCUGAAGUGAGCUGAAAAGUCUGACGAGCUUUUUUGUAUUCUUGUAUUGUAUUUUUUUUUUAUUCAAACUGGACCGUGAGCUUUUGGGUGCUGAGACCUGUUUGUUAAAUUCUUUUAUUUGUAGGCCUGUCUGAGAUGGUCUUAAAGGGCAAGUCUGUGUUUUUAUUGUCAGUACAUCCCCUUGAAGUUAAAGUCCAAGUCCAGUCAAAAGACUAAAAUGCUUAAUCCUCUAUACCAUUGUCAUCAUCACUGUCCAAAAUCUUAACUGGCUUAUGUAUUAAUUUAAAUACUUCAAUGUUUGAGGUAGGGCUGGGCGAUAAAAUGACAACGAUAUAAAUCGAAAACUAAUUUCUCUCAAUAUCAAUAUAAAACAUGGUCAGUAUGCUUUUCGAUAGUCAGCAUUCUUCCAUGUUUUAGUAGACUAUACGAAUAGCCAAUGAAAGGGGGAGUUGCUCCGGGUCUGCUUCACGCUGAACCAAUCAUUUGCCGAAUUAGAACCAAGUAGCAAACAUCUGUGUCAUAGCAGGCUGCAGCUACACGCAAUCAUAGCACUUUAACAUGUGAACCUGACAGCACUGUCGGUGAGAAAAAAGAAAAUGAGAGCUACCAACAGACAGACAUGCAGAUGAAGGCUCCACAGAUGACGACAUUGUUGACAAGACUGGCACGAAAAUGUCGGUGGUGUGGAGGAAUUUUUGUUUUUUUUAGGUCGGACAUGAAGCAGACCAAUGUGCACUGCAAAUUAUGUCAAGUACAUGUUCUCGCAAAGUCUGGGAAUACCUCAAAUCUUUUUCACCACCUGAAGCAGUGCCACGCAGCAGAGCACAAAAGGUUACAAACCCUGAGCAGAGCAAGGAGCCCAUGGCGCCUGUGCAGCCGAAACAGACAACCAUGCAGUCCGCUUUCUCGAGCGCAACGCCUUACGACAAAACAUCAAAGAAACACGAAGACCUCACAGAUGCCGAAGCUUAUUGUAUUGCAAAAGACAUGCAACCAAUAAGCACUGUUAAAUUUCAUUUUUUAUAUUGUGAUAUAUAUCGAUAUCGACUGAUAGAAAAUAUAUAUCGUGAUAAACUUUUUCCCAUAUCGUCCAGCCCUAGUUUGCAGCAUGUUUUUAAAGGGAUAAGUAAGUGGGAUUAACCAAUCUUCUAAUUCCCCAGUCCAGUGUUUAAAAUGUGAUUCCUUUAUCUUUAAUAUUCUUUAACAAAGAGUUUGAACCACAACCUUGUUAAAAAAUCAUGUUCUUCAGUUGUCUUUGAAAAUGUUGUUUGGGACAAACAAACAUGUCAUACUUAACGGGCUCCACAUCUUCAGGACUAACAAUCAUUUGAAAUCGGGAAAACAUUUGUCAGCUACAGACCUGGAAAUAAGCCCCCCCUGUAGAUCCUUUUGUUCGAAGCUGAGCGAUGAGGAUGUGAAAUGGUAUGACGUGUUUGACUUGGCAAAACCCUCAGUGGGUCGACACGAAUUCAAAAAGCUGGCCGUGGUGUUUGUGGUGAGCAACAGCAGCUAAAUUCUGUUACAACCAAAGUAGAUUAGCGUGAAGAACCUGGGAUUAUUAAAGGAUGAUGGGUCUGUGGCGUCACACAAGGGUUCAAAAAUAGCUAACACAGACACACAGUGAGGCCUACAGGCAGACCCUCUGUGGAGACUCAGUGACGACCUUUCUAAAUCUCCCCCCUUACCCUCUGCCUACACACUUCUGCCACACUGAAUGUAGAGUGAGUGAGGAUUGUUGGACCCUCUAACAGUGAGUCGACACCGAUGAGUGUCUCAUGGUGUAACUCACAAGUUUUGAAUGUGUGACUUCAGCAUGUGCGCUGCAGUGGACUGGAGAGGGACUGAUUUGAGGCAGGGCCUGGGCGUUAGCUUAAAAAUAAUGUUGUGUUAUGAUACGACAAAUAAAACCAUGAUGAAAGAGGCACAUAAGAGUUUUUUUUCCCACAACACUUAAAAUGAGCCUUUCUGACUCUUUCUCUCAUUUCCCCUCAGUCUGGUGGCCACACCGGCCUCGCCACGUCCAAACUGCACCAUGGAUUCAGAGGAGGACAUGGUAAAUGGAGGGAUGCUCACCUUCAACCAGACGCACAUGAGGAAAGCUUUUCAGCUCAUGAACGACCUGAGGAGGUGAGCCUCGACUGCUGACGUUUGCUGCAGAUACAGCUUUCACCUUAAACGCUGGCAUCAACAAACUCAGAAAGAGGAUGAUGGUGGAAAUGAUCUGUAAUAACCAAUUUAGUGAUACGUGCAGUGAGGGAGAAAACCUGGUUUAUUUGGAAGGUGCAAUAACAUGUAAGAUCAGUUCUUAAGUUGAGGCUUUUAAGGCUGGAAGACACUUUUUGUGGACAGUAAACCAACAUUUCCUGGGAGUCAGCGUGUGUGUGAAAUAAUGGGUUAAAGGGGAUAACACACAGAGUUUUUAGUCUGAGAAAGCUCGAUAGUUUUUCUUUUUCUCCAGUCAGUCCAUUUUACCAUCCUCUCUGUCUCAUAAUGAGCUCUAAAAGCACCAAAUGCAUCAAGUCUGUAUUUUACAAAGCAUCCUUACUGUUAACUCCUGAACAUUAACACCUUUACCGGCACUUUUUCUUGUCCUGUCCAUACUCGGCUUUAAAGACGCCUCCCUCCCCCUGAUCUUUUCUUGAUUUGAACACAGGAGGGCCCGACCGAUUUAUUGUCGAGCUGAUUAAAUCGGCCAGUUUUAGCCUGUUUGAGAAUAAUCGGUAAUCGGCAAGAACUCGCCGAUUUUCGCAGAUAUUUUCAGAAAUAAAAUGCGGAGAAAAAGAUUCGGUUUCAUUUCGAAAAUGUUCUGCCAUUUGAAAAGUUCCCCAACUUAUCCUGUGAGAGUGAGUGGUGGAAGCAGGCAGCUCAGGGACGCACGGAGGAGAGUGGUCCGCCUCAACGGUAAAUAAACCAGUUUGUGAAAUACACAAUAAGUGAACAAGUUUCAGUUCAACCCACUUCACGAUGUUCCCCGCUGUGCUGGUCUCGGUCACGCUGAGUUAACAGUGAAGCACCAUGUCAUAUGCAAGCUAAAGUUAGAGUUAGCCACCUGCUUGCCUUGCUACACUGUUAGCCGUGUCAGUAACGGUAGAAUAAACAACAGUACACAUUACGUGGUCGAGCUACUUCUCUUACUGAGGCAGCUGCAUGUCUCCAGAUGAGACCGGACCGGAAAUGUGUAACGUGAGUUAAGACGCGGGGGUAGUUGAAAACGCUUUUCUGGUCCGAGUUUGAUCAGUCGGUCUUCCUGUCAGCAUGAAGAGCAGUAACCUACAGUAUAUAUACAGGACAUAGUAUACUGUAGAUAUCUACGGUAUAUAUAUAUUUUUUAACUUCAUUAAAAAAAUCUAAAAAUCGGCCAAUUAAUCGGUAUUAUGAUUUUUUUUCCUCCCAAUAAUCGGUAUUGGCAACGGCCUCCAAAAAUCCAUAUCAGUCGGUCUCUAGAACACAGCAGUGUUAUCAAAAGUUUCACCACAAACACAUGAAUAAAUACUGAUCAUAAUUCCCUCUGUUACUCUGUCUCAUACCUCAGUAAAAAGAUGCUCUGUGACGUUCAGCUGGUGGCGGGGAACGUUGAAGUGCCAGCUCACAGAGUGGUGCUGGCGUCGUGCAGCCCAUACUUCUGUGCCAUGUUUACAGGUAACACACACUCAGGGACACACACACACAUACAGCUGUUUUCCGUGGCGCUUCGUUCGAUGUUUAUUUGCCAUUCUUUAUGUGUGUGUGUGUUUUGUAGGUGAUAUGAGUGAGAGUAAGGCUCAUCAGGUGGAGAUCAGAGAGGUAGAUGGAGAGACACUGAGGAAACUGGUCGACUACAUUUACACAGCUGAGAUUGAAGUCACAGAGGAAAACGUCCAGGUGAGAAUCUGCUCGGAAGGAGUUUUUCUGUUUUGACUUUUCUUCUAAUCAAGUGCCUUUUACCUUCUUUUCUACUCAAGUAACCCAAGCCUAAGUUUGCAGUUUGAUUCUUUAAGUUAUCAGUUAUAAACUUUACUUUAACUCCAGAAAGAAAUGUGUUUCAUAGCGGCUGUUUUGAGCUUUUUUGUUCACGGUUCCUUUGAGUCAAGCAAAAGUCAGUAGACUAACGUCACAAGCUGAUUUUAAGGACUCACAGCAAUCUCUUUAAGAUUUAGUUUCAGUGAUUUAAAGGAGGGUAAGUUCUCUAGUUUAAAGCCUUAUCUUACUACCGCUGCUAAUUAAGAAUAAAAUAAUUUUACGCUCUUCAUGAAAAAGAAGUUCUUGCUUGUGUUCGUGUUUUUUAGAUGUUUACUACCAGGACGUUGCAGCUGCUGAUGUUUCUGAGCACUCUGCAGUGAAAGCUCUGGACUGAGGCCUUGUUUAUCUCGUUGACAUUAACUUUUAGUCGCUGCUCGGCUCUCUGUAUCAAUGCAGCGGGAUCAAGCUGCAGGCAGGAAACUUCCUCUGAUUAUUAGCACAGGAAGUCUGCAUGGAGAGAGGCAGGAAAUCCUCCCACUGUUAGCAGCGUGCCCGCCUGAUUGGCUCCCUCCAAUGUGUGUGUUUUGACUGUUUUUCUGUUUUCCAGUAAAAGGUUGCUUUUCUGGGAAUGGUUUGUUUUCACUGUACAGUGUGUGUGUUUUGUAAGGGUGUCCCAGCAGCCUAAUGCUCCUGAUUUUGAAGACAUCAGGCAGAAAAGGCAGAAGUUCCAACACUCAGAUAGAUAACUGAGUGAUGAAGUAGAGGAGAAGGGACAGACAGACACAAUCUCAUUGACCCACUUAAGAAAAGAUGGUGUAUCGUGAAUCUGAUUGUGAUCAUCACGCUGUAACUACAGGGUUUUAUAGCUCAAAGUGAGGCUGAGGUGGUGCCCUUCUUCUGAUUAUCAAACACCUUUUAUCUUGUAUUUUUGUGCAUUUUUACACACUGAUUCGUCAUACAGUUAUUUUUGCAUUUUCUGGUACCUCUGGUUAAGUGCCAUCAUUCAUAUGACGCUCAUAAAAGACAUUGAGGUUCCCCUCCUCGAAGCUGGGCCCUCUCACCUUGCAGAAUUAUGAAUUUUUAGUGGAAGUCGAGUGGUCUCUGUUUUCUAUUGCCGGUGCAGAUUAUGAGGAAACAGUUUGACCGAAGGCAGAUAGAAAACACCUUUUUGAUGCAGUUGAUAAAAUCUGACCAUCUAAUGAUUCUGGAAAAUGACAAACAAUACUGAUGAAUAUGAACCAAUAUUUUCUAAAAUAGAAAAAAAUAAAGGUCAGUAUUUCGGACAGGAAAGUCAUACAUGACUCUGACAUGUUACUAUCUAAUAAACAUAAUUAUUUGAGCUGAUAACACCUUUCAGUGUACCACUAUAAUGAGCUUUUAUCUCGGUCUCUCUCUCUCUUUUCUUCAGUGAAUAUUUUUGGUGAUAAUGAGUUUUUACUUCUUUAUUUGUUCUAAAAUACUUGUGCAUGCUGGCGUUAUUUAGAAACUCCCUGUAACUGAUACCUGAGGGUACUGAGCGUUAGUCAGUUCAGUUAUUAUGCCCACCAUAUAACAUGACGAGAGAGAGAGAGAAAACAUAACAGAGAAACUACUAGAACUUAACAUGAACAUGAGUGCAUUCACAUUGACAUUUUUGGACACAUUUAUAGCCUGUAGCAAAAACAUUUUGUCUUUCUUCCUCUGGGGCAGUUUUGGCCUUUUCUAAUGUGCCGUUUGAUUAAGAAACUGCUUCGCCACUCAAUCGGCAUAAUGACGAGUUCACCAAGUGAUGUCCUCGGAAAACUGAGUUCAUCAUGAGAUCAUCCGUCAUUUCCUACGAGGUCCUGAAGCAGCAUGAAAAAUAAAGAACUGUGUACUGACUGCUGUGUCAUUUAAAAAGUCUGUCAGGACAAAAAAGUGUCUUUGCCCUUUAAAUACUCGAACCUGUCUUUACUCCUGCUGUAUCGCACUGUGACAGGCUUAAAGUGGGUUUGUUGCAACUUAGAGCUGCAUUAUCCUUCAAUUUUUGAGACCAAUAAAAGUGAGAAAUGAGGCAGCUGUUUUGAUAAAUGGUUCAUAAUUUCAGUGUUUUGUUAAAGUGAAGAUGGCACUGCUCUGAAUUUGGAUUUUUUUGCCCCCAAGCCCAAAAACUAAAUUUUUUAGUCUGACAGUAACAGAUUCUUAAAUCCCAUGAUUAUUUCAUUUUCUGAGGUCCUGUAGGAUCUUUUACACCAAAUGUAUAAACGUUGCAUUGACAAAUUAUAAGACAGGAAUGACUUUAUUGCAGGUGGUACUUCACAAAUCAAAAACAUGAUGCUGUUGUUCCUGCGAACAUCACACUUUUCAAAGGUCAGAUCCAAACCGAGGACUUUUUUUCUUGCAAACUCGCUGGUAAAUGUGGAGGUUUGCUGCUAGCUGUUCUAGUUUGCUUGACUUAUUUUGUUGUUUUUUGACAGCUUUGUUUAGUCGUCGGUUAAAUCAUUCACAAACUAAUACCAGAGAAGAAGCAGUGAUUAAGUUAACUGCACCAGUGACUACCAAUACCUGCUCCCUACCAUGUGACUUUGGCGUUAUCAAUAUGGAUGAAGACCAGAUAAUUGAAUUUUUCCCCUCAAAAUUUUCAAGCUUUCCAAACUUGUGCGUCGCUGCAGGUUUUGCUCCCAGCAGCCAGUCUCCUCCAGCUGAUGGACGUCCGUCAGGUUUGUUGUGAGUUUCUUCAAUCGCAGCUUCACCCCACCAACUGUCUGGGCAUCCGAGCCUUCGCUGACCUGCACACUUGCACACAGCUUCUCAACCAGUCCCACGCGUAUGCUGGUAAGUUUCUCCACAUCCCCACCACAAAUCCUGACUCAUCUCUGCCGCUGUGGGUUUUUAUGUGUGCUGUAGGAGGUGGUUAUGUAAGAGUUGGUUUCUCUGGCUCAGAAAUUGGUCUUUUGGUAAAACCCGUAAAAGUUUAUGUCCCUCUGUAUCUGUCUGUCUGUAUUUUGUGAAACCCUGCUUGUUUGUGUCUCUCAGAGCAGCAUUUCCCUGAAGUGGUGCAGGGUGAGGAGUUUCUUGGCCUUUCUCUGCAGCAGGUGUGCAGCCUCAUCGCCAGUGACAAACUCACAGUUUCCACAGAGGAGAAGGUCAGACACUACAGUAACCUCACACACUUCAGCCAUUUAAUUCAAGCAGCUUGUCUCUCAACCUGUGGAUGAAAAUAUUUAUGAGGAUAAAUAUUUUCCCGGAAAAGAAAAUUCAGCGAGUUGACAAGAAGAUUAAGAAAUUCUCCGCAUGGUUAGAGCUGUUACAGACAGUGCUCUCACUUCAGACUAACUUGUGCCUGAUGGGCCCUCUCCGUCAGAGGACAUAUCCCAGAGGUUAUCAGCUGUUAGUCUGUCAGCAGGAUAGCGCAGGAGCAUCUGUGUGUCAUCCUGCUGUCAGAGCAGCGCAGGCUUCAAGGUGACUUCUGCUUCAGUCAGACAGAGGGCUGUCAUCACGUCUGUUCAAUGUCACACUGACUACAACUGGAGGCACAAUCGCACUAAAUGAAUUAUCUGUAACGGUGUAAGUGGAAGGUGAAUCAGUGCAGAAGUAAAGAGGUCAAAUUCCCACAUUUUUACGUUGUUUUAGGAGGGGAAACAAAGAUUUGAGACAUUUGGAGAAAAUUCCUAAUUCACAGAUUAAAGAACAAGGAAACAAACUUUAACUCAAUUUUCCAUUGUUCACACAUUAACUGUUUGUUUAACCGUGUAAUCCCUCCUGGAAACUAAAGAACUGAAUCAGGGUUUUGCCAUCAUAUAUAUUAUGUAGCUUGAAUCUUUGGUUUGUAAAUGCUCGCAAAAGUGAGAAAAAUUGCAGUGUGAGAACGCAGAAACGUGACAAAGAUAUUUAUAGUUAAGGAAAUAGACAUCUCACAAUUCUACCCAGUUACAAAGGUUCAUAGAGAACUCACUUAACAAUUUCUAUGAUUUCCAAUUUGGAAAAUGUCUCAUUUACACUCAAAACAAGCUUAAGUACGACCUCAGUAAGAUAUCAGCCCAGCAUGAGGUUAUUAAGACUUCUAUGUUCCUGUAACACAUUUACAAGAACUUAGAAGCAGAAUUUUGUGGCAAGAAGAGUCAGAGCUCACUGCUUAUUACACUUCAUGAACAUUAAUUCAAGCUGUAAUGAAUGCCUAUAAGGAUCGUUUUAAAGUCUCUUUAACAAACAGAGAUUGAACUUAUCUUUUACAGAUUUCCAUUACACAGAUUUCAGGGUGGGUUAUUUUCACCCCUGUUACUAACACAGCAUGGGGAAAAGUCACUCCAGCUCUGAUCUGCUUUCAGAAGUUGGUAACACACUGUGUGACUCAAAUUUAAAUCUGAAAACUCACAAAUCACAACACAAAGUGUGAUGUUGGUAGAGCUUUGUUUACAUGCUGUUGUGGGACUGCUGUAGAAGAGUGUUUUUUGUUUACCUCAACACCUGGACCAGGAGAGAGUCUUGAGAGUCAUUAAGCUGUGGUCCUUUAGUGUCUGUUCUUAUUGUCUGUGCACAUCAGGGGGUCUCUCACUCUCUUGUUUUUUUGCUGAUAAAGCCGUUCUGCAAACUCAUAAGAUGUGAUGAGCUUUCAAGGGUCAAUGAAUUUAGGACAUCCAACUCUGGAUUGCAAAUCAUGCAGGACAAAGGUCUCACACCUCUGAUGUGCUGACGUCCUGCUGGGCGCGGCUGAGAGUAAUCAAAAACUGAAUUUGACUGUGAAAGAGCCGAGCGUUAAAGCUCUGACGACGCAGUUCACACAGGUACUCCAGUCAUCCAAGUAGUCUGACACGUUAAAUCUUCCAACAGUGUCUUUGUGAAGUUUCGGCUCCUACUCCCAGAAAAGAACUCUUAACAGUCAUGAAUAUCCUGUAACUUUUAAAAUAUGACAAAGAAAUCUGGAAAUCAAACCUCUUUUUCUCUGUAGCAGCAUUUAAGUUUCCCUUCACUGCUGUUUCACUCUCCUCUUCACCCCUCGCUCAGGUUUUUGAGGCCAUGAUCGCCUGGAUCAAGCAUGAUAAACCCGCUCGUCUGGAGCACAUGCCCAAACUGAUGGAGCAUGUCAGGCUCCCUCUGCUGUCCAGGGACUAUCUAGUACAGGUAUGAAAACUCUCUUGAUCAAUCUGUUGUCUGCUAAAAUCUUCAUUUUUAACUCUCAAAAGUGACACCAUAAUAGAAGGAAAAAAGCAAGCAAAGCACAGCUGUCCAACAUUAUGAAAUGCACACAGUUCACACAUAUAUAGAGUCUUCAUUUUGUGCUGAAACACAUGGAGAAAUCUUGUCGCUGGUUUCUUUAGCUCAGUUUCUGGACAGUCUGCUUGAUUCGUCUGAAAUGUGUUUCCUGUUCUAGAUUGUGGAGGAGGAGGCUUUGAUAAAGAACAACAACACAUGUAAAGAUUUCCUCAUAGAAGCGAUGAAGUAUCAUCUCCUGCCAGCUGACCAGCGGCACCUCAUAAAGACGGACAGAACCCGGCCGAGAACUCCAAUCAGCAUCCCAAAAGUACAGAAACACACAUUUAUACUGUGGAGGAAACACUAAUCUUAUUAUGUUUCUUAUUUUGAGACAUGUUUGACGUUUGUCUCCGACUGUUCAGGUGAUGAUCGUCGUGGGCGGUCAGGCUCCAAAAGCAAUCCGCAGUGUGGAGUGUUAUGACUUCCAGGAGGAUCGGUGGUACCAAGUGGCUGACCUGCCCUCGAGACGCUGCCGAGCGGGUCAGUCUGAUUUAAUCCUUCACCAUCUACAUUUUCACAUGUUAUUAUUAAUCCUAACACCAGGACUCAUUUGACUUUGUGUGCGCGCUAGGAGUGGUUUCCAUGGGAGGCCGUGUCUAUGCAGUCGGCGGGUUCAACAGUUCGCUGCGGGAGCGAACGGUGGAUGUGUAUGAAAGUGGGAGGGACCAGUGGAGUGCGGCGGCGAGCAUGCAGGAGAGACGCAGCACUCUGGGAGCAGCUGUGUUGUCAGAGUUACUGUACGCUGUGGGAGGCUUUAACGGGAGUAUAGGUACACUUACAUUCACACACACACCACUCCACACAUCAACAUUCAGAAUCACAUCCAGCUCCAGUUCUACAAAAAAAACAGAUGUUGUGUCAAAUUUAAAAAUAUACUUUCCGAUGUUGAGGCCUUGUUUGCAUGAGGUUAACAGCAUCACAUUGACAGGUUAAGCCCCCACACUGCAGGAUAUCAUUCCUCACUCUCUCUGUGACUCUUUCCAAGUUUACUCCUGUUUAAAAAAAUCACUUUAUAUGAUUAUUGAAUGCUGUACUUCAAUCCAUGACUAGUAUAUUAGGAUCAAAUCAAAACCCUGUAGGUUUCUUUUAGAUUUCCACUUUAAAUGAUUAUGAAACCUGAGUUUUGAUCGAGUCUGACGAGGUCAGAAACUGAGAGUGGCCUGAAGAUGUCCUCUUAAUAAUCCUAGAAAAUGAGGAAGCUCUAGGUUGAGUUUUUUAAAAUCUGAUUUAGUGCCUCUGUCUUCUUUAAACCUAUUUUCUCUCGCCUGGGUUCACAUCAUUACUUGCCCAGUGCAGUGUGAACAGUAAACACAGGAGACGUGGGGGGAUUGUUUUCUCUUAGUUUAACACUCUCAGCAGGUUGGAGACGUUGAACACAUGAACACAUCCAUCCUAACCUGUGAAUUUUCUCCUCUUAUAUUUUCUCUGUUAUCUUCUCCCUCAGGUCUGUCCACGGUGGAAGCCUAUAAUUAUAAAACCAAUGAGUGGGUGUAUGUCGCCUCCAUGAACACUCGGCGCAGCAGUGUGGGGGUCGGGGUGGUUGAUGGUAAGAUUACAGUGUCAGUGUGUAACUUGGGGUCUGUUUUGUAGCUAUUUCAGUAGCUGUGUUUGUGUAUGUCUGUGUGUGUGUUCAGGGUUCCUACAACAUUGAAAUUUCCAUACUUUUCCAUACCCUACUUUUUAGAUUUACUUUUGGAAAUACCUACUUUUCUAUUUUAGAAUUGAGUAUUUUAUAACUAUAGUAAUAUAGUCUGUUAACAUAAAUAUUUUUCCGUACUUUUGUUUUCAUUCACCAUACUUUUUAAGACCUGCAAAUGGAUAAAUUUACUUCCUUACUUCCCCAUACUUACGCAGGAACCCUGUGUGUUAUACUGCGUUUGUGUCUCUUCAGGUAAGCUGUACGCCGUGGGAGGAUACGACGGAGCGUCUCGCCAGUGUCUCAGCACAGUAGAGGAGUACGACCCCGUCGCUGAUCAGUGGAGUUAUGUGGCUGAUAUGAGCACACGGCGCAGUGGAGCAGGUACACACACACACACACACACACACACACACACACACACACACGUAAAUCACACUACAUCCUUCCCCUCACUACUUAGGUUACGCAAAUAGGGGUUGUGGAGUGAGAAGUUUUCCUCCAAUCAUUGUGCUUCUUCAAAAGACACUGACAUUAAUUUUGAUUUAAAGGAUGUUUCCUCCUUAAAUGAACAUGUUUUUUCACAAAUCUGCUCUCUUGAUUUACACUCUGCUGUUUAGAUUCAUUAUGAGACAGUAAAGUAUGCAACAGAAUCGAGUUUUUUCACAGUUUUAUCGACUCAAUAGCACUACCCUGUGGACGUGAUUUGACACUGCACAUCUGUCAGCAAAAUAACUGUCCUCUCACAAAUUUGCAAAUUCAAUUUUCAUUGAGUUUUGUGUUUCAUAUUUUUUCUUCUUCUUCUUUUUCAGGUGUGGGUGUGUUGGGCGGUCAGCUCUAUGCUGCAGGAGGACAUGACGGUCCUCUGGUGAGGAAGAGCGUCGAGGUGUAUGAACCACAGACCAACAGCUGGAAACCGGUCUGUGACAUGAACAUGUGCAGACGAAAUGCAGGUGAGACAACAACACAAACACUAAAGCAUCCAUCACAGUGUCGGUUUUAUUUUUUCUUAUAGUUGCUGUAAAAAAUAUAUAUAUUUAAAUUUUUAUUUUGAGCUUGGUGUCCUGAGGGAACUGGCUGGACUACAAUCAACUGUCACAGUACCAGCCGAGAACAAAUGAAUGCAACUGCGAUUAAUCUAACUGUGAUUAUUCGUCCAAUUUGAAAGGGAGAAAAUCAAACAAAAUGUUACUUUCACUCGUGUAAUAACCCAUUUCAUGUUUGGGGGAAGUAUAAUUUUACAAAUAAGUAAGCACAGUGUCCCACAAAGAUAAAUAGAUGUAAAAACAUGUCAGAUUUAUCAUCAAGUUGACAUCUCUGUCCUAAAGGUGUGUGUGCCAUAAACGGGCUGCUGUACGUGAUCGGUGGAGACGACGGCUCCUGUAACCUCUCCUCCGUUGAAUUUUACAACCCCACCACAGACAAGUGGAGCCUUAUUCCCACAAACAUGAGCAACGGACGCAGCUACGCCGGUCAGUCCUCAACAUCACCCCCAUCGAUCGAUUCACGUGUCCAUGUUGUAUUUAUUUUUUAACCGUCUUCUUCUCUCAUGUCAUUUUGUCACUCCUACAGGAGUCGCAGUGAUUGACAAGCCUUUAUGACCUGACGUCUCUCGCUGUGCUGGCUCAGCAUCUGCAGCUGGUUUUACAGAGACUGACACUGACGUCCGAAGCUCGACAAGCACACAGAGGAGUGACGCAGGAGAUGAAAACACAAUCCAAAUUGACGGGACGCCUUCUGCCCUCAGCUGAUGUAAAAAUCAAGGAGGAGUUCAGAGAUUUGGACGACUAACCACAAGUUAAUUUGCUGUGACGUCCAAGACUUUUCUACAUGUGAGAAGAAACUGUUGCACUGCAUUAGAAGCAAUACCCACAAAGUAAAGUGGGCUUAAGAGAAACUUUGUCUUGGUAGUGAUUGCCAAGCACACAACAAGUGGCUGUAUCAGCUGAUGUUAGACUCAAAGACUGGAUGAACUGAUAACAAAGGGGCCAAAUGGAGCGUUUUAUCUGCUGCACGUCAUGGGAGAUAUUUUUCUUAACUCAGAGUUCCCUUAAAAUCAAAUGAGCAUAUAGCAACUAUUUUCUCCGGUGGUUUUUCAGUGCAGACUUUCAGGAGAUCAGGCGGAUCACUGAGAUGAAAUCUCACCUGUAAAGAGUGUUUGUGCUCGGGGUGUUUUCCUCUGGAUGUAGAGAGAAGCAGACGGUUGAACGAAUGUAAAAAUCAUCUUAAUAUGCAAAUCAGUUAUCAUAUUUAAUAUUUUUGAGAUGUUUUUAAGAUUGUGGAGAACCACUCAGGCUGGUUAAUCCGACUCGACACAGACAUUCUUCUGUUGUUGACACACUACUGAUGCACUGAUGACUUGCACUGACUGAGAGGACGUCAGUCCGUCUUUCUUGCUGAUCUCUGCUGUCUCUCUUCCUGAUCGCACACUUUGGAGCAUUUCAAAUCAACACCUCCAGAUCUAUAGUGUCAUCCAAAAUUGUACAAAAAAGUGCCAGUUGGUGUUUUUAUCUCUUCUUAACAAACUGAAAUGAUAUUUUUUUCUGUUUACUGUCAAAGUAAGUGUGUCAAAAUGCACUGUAGAACUUCAACUUUAAGGUUACAAUAUAAAAGAUGCAGGUUCGAUGGUUUUUAUUUAUUGUUUCUGGACAGUUUUCACGCUUAUUCAAAUCAAAAUGAGAGCUCAUCUCGUUUUCUCAUCCUAGUGUUUCAAUUGUGCUCUCCUCACGUUCAUUCAGAUAACAGUAAAUAUAUUUUAGCUGUAGUUAUGAAGCUGACUGACUGGUGCCAUAGCUUUGACGUCAAGAGAUUUAUAGAUUUAUCAAAGGUGUUUUCAGAAAACCUCUGUUUGUUUGCCUCUUAUCUUCCAGAAACCAUCGAAAAACAGGAAGAUUUCAACUGUUAUAACAUGAAAGGUCAUAAAAACUUUAAAGGACCAAUGCUGUUGUUUUUGUGUUUUUUAGUCUAAUUAUUCAUCAGGAUUAUCUGAGUUUUAAUGCCUCCCAGGAAGUUUGUGAUCCAAAUAUAAAACUAAACUUAGAA
This is a messenger RNA of Xyrichtys novacula (pearly razorfish), 17045 nucleotides long. The record is from the annotation of a GenBank genome assembly. Lineage: Eukaryota; Metazoa; Chordata; Actinopteri; Labriformes; Labridae.